Selaginella moellendorffii is the source of this 1084-nucleotide messenger RNA. RefSeq names its product lipid phosphate phosphatase 2. Gene Ontology annotation, molecular function: phosphatidate phosphatase activity. The record is from RefSeq and is a predicted model, not a curated record. The coding region runs from base 276 to 953 and encodes 225 amino acids. Gene Ontology annotation, biological process: phospholipid metabolic process. NCBI's taxonomy places the organism in Eukaryota, Viridiplantae, Streptophyta, Lycopodiopsida, Selaginellales, Selaginellaceae. The transcript has 8 exons.
AGAAGCUCGCGCGAUCGUUGUCUCUGAUCGGGGCAAAUGCAGAGGCUAGAGAUGCCGCUCUUGGACGCUCCCGGUCCGAGGAUUUCUUGCAGAGCAUCGUUCUUGGAGCUUGCAAGGCGCCACAUUCUCGACUGGAUUGUGGUCGUGCUCCUUGGCGGGGCAUUCUAUGGGCUCCAUGUCCUCCAUCCUUUCCAGAGAUUUGUGGGGAGGUACAUGCUGGACGAUCUGCGAUAUCCCAUGAAAUCCAGCACGGUUUCCUUUGUUUACGUUCCGUGAUGGAAGUUUUGGUAGUCUCUUUUGAUCAGGUGAUUUCCCUGGCAGUUCCUGCUCUCAUCAUUCUAUGUUUCCACGCUUACAAAAGAGAUCCUCGCGACCUUCACCAUGCUCUGCUGGGGCUGGCUUUCUCACUCGCUCUUGCUGGUGUUGUGACAAAUGCGAUCAAGGUGUCUGUUGGUCGGCCUCGGCCGGAUUUCUUCUGGCGAUGCUUUCCAGAUGGAGUCGAGAUCUAUACAGCAAUUGGCGAAGUUCUCUGCACUGGUGACGAGGCUGUGAUCAGAGAUGGACACAAAAGCUUUCCAAGUGGCCAUGCCUCGUGGUGUUUCGCAGGACUGGGCUACCUGUCUCUCUAUUUUGCUGGAAAGCUUCAGCUGUUUGAUCACCGUCGAGAAGGACAAAUGUGGAAGUUUUUAAUUCCAUUUGCGCCGCUUGCGGUCGCAGCCUACGUUUCCAUUUCUCGCCUGGAAGACUACAAACACCACUGGGAGGACGUGUGCGUUGCCGCUUUGAUAGGAAUGACAAGUGCUACAUUGUGCUAUGGGCAACAUUUUCCAUCUGUUUUUGGAGCUCCCGAUUCUCAGGGAACUUACUCGCAGCUAACUCAGCAACCAUCAUCCCCACGCAACAAAGUCUUGGAGGAUAAUCCUCCAUUACCACCAGAGAGUUCCAACGUUUAAACGACACACACUACUUACCGACACUUACUAUCGAUUAACGGGUUUAAACAAACGCUCAAAACAACGUAACUUCUUUGAGCAUUUGGCAAGUGUAACAUUAGCUGGUAACUAAGUUUGACAUUAACAGGUAA